AUGCGCCAACCAAGAAGUUUUGCGGGAGCCGUUCGGCUUUUUUCCCUUCGACAAUUAAACUCCGAUAACCCCGGCCAAACUGCUUUCAUUGCUGAGUCUGGCCCAGUGACUUUGACAUCUACCAAUCGAUACUCCAAUAUUCAGCGUCUCUCUCGCUUCUGGAUCCCUACUGUUGGCGCCGAAAGAUCUAAAGACGCCAAAGAUGAAUCCCAUGAGCUUCUCAUCAGAGCAGGCUAUUUGAGACAAGCCCACGCUGGCAUUUUCCAUAUGCUGCCGCUGGGCAACCGUGUACAACAAAAACUCGAAGCCUUAAUUGACAAGCACAUGGAGAGCAUAGGUGCUGCCAAAGUAUCUCUGGCUACCAUCUCCUCAGAGGAUCUCUGGAAGAAGACUGGCAGAUUCGUGGGCCAUGGCGGCGAAUUGUUCGGUUUCAACGACAGAAAAGAUGCAAAGUUCUUAUUAUCUCCAACGCAUGAGGAAGAAAUCACAUCUCUGGUCGCAAGCACUGUUCAAUCUUACAAGGAUCUUCCUCUCCGACUCUACCAAAUUGGACGCAAAUUCAGAGAUGAGGCUCGUCCUCGACAAGGUCUUUUACGUGGUCGAGAGUUCACCAUGAAAGACCUCUACACCUUUGAUAUCACCGAACAACAAGCACGACAAACCUACGAGGAAGUACGACUAGCAUACAGGGCUUUCCUCGAUGAGCUCAAAUUACCCUAUCUGGUUGCUGAAGCGGAUUCUGGAAACAUCGGUGGCACAUUGAGUCAUGAAUACCAUUUUGUCUCGGCAAAGGGUGAGGACAAUGUUAUCAGCUGUGGCUCAUGUGGCUACACCAUCAACGACGAACUCGCCAUCACCUCGAUCGAUCAACCAGAACAAGUGCCCAUCGAACACAAGAAAGACCUUUCUCGCUGGACUGGCAUUACCAAAGAUCGCAACAGCCUCGUUGUCGCAUGGUUCCCAACUACCACACAACAAUCCUUUGGAGAUGAUAACACCAAGAACGAAAUCAAUCCAAAUGUUAUGAAAGCGCUCGUUCCAGAUGUCGACCUCUCAGUUGAAAAUCCACUGGAAAUCUGGGACAAAGCCAAUCCGCGUCAAGAGACUGGCUCUCGUCCAUCUUCAGCCCAAAUCAUCGAAAUAAACGACGAACGACUUCCUGUCAAUAACUCAACCUGCGCCGAUAUCCAACAAAAACUCCAGCCACGCGAGCUCCUCCUUCCCUCGGGUAAAUUCAACAGCGUGCAAUUCCAAUUACGACCGAGAAAGAACGGAAAGUCGAUGCAACUCACUCGUACACUAACAGGCGAUCCCUGCCAGAAGUGCGGUGAUGGCAAAGUCACCGUCAGCCGCGCGAUAGAGGUUGGCCAUACAUUCCACCUCAGCACGCGAUAUUCGUUGCCUCUUUCGGCUACGUUUGUCGACAGCAACGACGUGCGCCAGACGAUCGAGAUGGGCUGCCACGGCAUUGGUGUCUCGCGUCUUGUGGGUGCGAUCGCGAGUAUGCUGUCUGAUGCCAAGGGGUUGAACUGGCCUGCUGCUAUUGCACCAUUCUCUGCUGUUGUUGUUCCUGCAAACGGCAAUGAGGAUGCUGCUGAGGAUGUCACCAAGAAGCUUGUGUUGAGUGGCUUCGAUGCCGUGUUGGAUGAUCGCAAGAAAUCUAUGGGUUGGAAGUUGAACGAUGCAGAUUUGGUGGGAUACCCGUUGAUUGUCGUAUUGGGAAGAGCAUGGAAGACAGAGGGUAAAGUGGAGGUGCAGUGUAGACGGCUAGGUAUCAAAGAAGAAGUGCAAUGUGGUGGCGAUGUCUCAAGUGCUCUUGAACAGAGGCUUCAGAAUCUCCUAACGCAGCUGUAG
This is a messenger RNA of Aureobasidium melanogenum CBS 110374, 1854 nucleotides long. RefSeq names its product prolyl-tRNA synthetase. Gene Ontology annotation, molecular function: ATP binding; proline-tRNA ligase activity. The record is from RefSeq and is a predicted model, not a curated record. Gene Ontology annotation, biological process: prolyl-tRNA aminoacylation. The transcript is spliced from 4 exons. Gene Ontology annotation, cellular component: cytoplasm; mitochondrion. NCBI's taxonomy places the organism in Eukaryota, Fungi, Ascomycota, Dothideomycetes, Dothideales, Saccotheciaceae. The coding region runs from base 1 to 1854 and encodes 617 amino acids.